AUGCUUUCUCCUUUUUCAUUUAAUACGUCUCCACUCUCUCUUCUCUUUUUUCUUUCUAACCCCCUUACUCCUUUUUCAUUUAAUGUUAGCUUCCUCCUUUCUCAUUUAUUAUAUCCUCCUUUUCUCUUUGUCUCUCUCUUUAUUCUUUCUCCUUUUCAUUCUCUAUCUAACCAAUCUCCUUUUCAUUUUACCUCCCUCUUUUCUUCUAAAUCCAUACUUAUAAGUCUAGCUUUCUCUUUUCUAAUUUGCCAUGUAUUACCCCCCUCUCUCUCUCUCUCUCUUUAUACUCUUUUUCUUUCUAACUCCUUCACUCCUAUACCUGCUUCACUUUCUACUUUCUCAUUUACUAUACCCAUUUCUCUCUCCUCUCUCUCUCUCUCUCUCUCUCUCCCUCCCUCUCUCGUUAUUCCCUUUUAUCGAAGCACCAUUGCCAGCUUUCUCCUUUCUCAUAUAUUAUGUCCUCCUCUCUCUUUAUUCUCUAUCUAUCUAACCACCUCACUCCUUUACCAGUCUUUCUUCUCACUCAUUUGCUAUAUCUUUCCUUCUCUCUCUCUUUAUUCUCUUUUCUUUUCUAACUCCCUUACCCCUAUAUCUGCUUAUCUUUCUCCUGUCAUUUACGAUGUCCCUCUCUCUUUAUUCUCUAUCUAUCUAAACCCCUUACUCUUUUACCACUUUCUCCUCUCUCAUUUGCUAUCUCUCUCUCUCACUCUUUAUUCUCAUUCUAUUUAUAACCCCGUUACUCCUUUACCUGCUUACCUUUGUCCUCUCUUAUUUAUUAUGUUCCUCGCUAUCUUUUUCUCUCUUUCUAUUCACAUCUCAUUUACUAUGCUCCUGACCUCUCUCUUUUUCGUUCUAACCAACUCACUCUUUCUUUAUCAGCCUAGCUUUCUCCUCUCUCAUCUACUAUGUCUCUCUCUCUCUCUCUAUUCUCAAUUUCUUUCUAACCACCCCACUCUUUCUUUAUCACUCUAG
Molecule: messenger RNA, 972 nt
Organism: Acanthosepion pharaonis
Lineage: Eukaryota; Metazoa; Mollusca; Cephalopoda; Sepiida; Sepiidae
Source: the annotation of a GenBank genome assembly